Molecule: messenger RNA, 1122 nt
Organism: Penicillium diatomitis
Lineage: Eukaryota; Fungi; Ascomycota; Eurotiomycetes; Eurotiales; Aspergillaceae
Product: 3-deoxy-7-phosphoheptulonate synthase
Exons: 4
Coding region: 1-1122 (373 amino acids)
Biological process (GO): aromatic amino acid biosynthetic process
Cellular component (GO): cytoplasm
Molecular function (GO): 3-deoxy-7-phosphoheptulonate synthase activity
Source: RefSeq, a predicted model, not a curated record
AUGUCGUUCUUCAUUGAAAACCCUAAUGUGGGGGAUCACAACAACCUGGAAGAUUCACGAAUUCGCGGUUACAACCCUCUUACGCCCCCUAACCUACUUCAGCAUGAGAUCGCCUUGACGGAAAAGUCGCGCCAAAGUGUGUUGAAUGGACGCCAGGAAGCUGUUGCGAUCGUACACGGUACCGAUGCUGAAAGGCAACGUCUCAUGGUCGUCAUCGGCCCUUGCUCGAUCCACGACCCGGAAAUGGCUUUGGAAUACUGCGACCGAUUGCUGAAGAUGAAAGAGAAAUACGCCGAUGAUCUCUUGAUUGUUAUGCGCGCAUACCUCGAGAAGCCCCGAACGACCGUCGGUUGGAAGGGUUUGAUCAACGAUCCAGAUAUCGACAACAGCUUCCAGAUCAACAAGGGUCUUCGUGUGUCGCGGCAGCUCUUCGUCGACCUGACAAACAAGGGCAUGCCCAUUGCCAGCGAAAUGCUCGACACUAUCUCUCCUCAGUUCUUCUCCGAUUGUCUCUCGGUCGGUGCAGUCGGUGCUCGGACCACCGAAUCUCAAGUUCACCGUGAGCUGGCCUCCGGUCUCUCGUUCCCUGUCGGCUUCAAGAACGGCACUGACGGCUCCCUUGACGUCGCGAUUGAUGCUAUUGGGGCUGUUCAACAUCCCCAUCAUUUCCUGUCAGUCACCAAGCCAGGUGUUGCUGCUAUUGUUGGAACUGUUGGUAACCCGGAUUGCUUCGUCAUUCUCCGCGGUGGCAAGAAGGGCCCCAACUACGACGCGGCUAGCAUCAAGGAAGCAAAGACUAAGCUGGAGGCCAAGGGAGUUGUGCCUCGUUUGAUGGUGGAUUGCAGCCACGGUAACUCGGAGAAGAACCACAAGAACCAGCCCAAGGUUGCCAAGAUCCUCAGCGAGCAGAUCUCUGCUGGUGAAACCGCCAUUAUGGGUGUCAUGAUCGAGAGCAACAUCAACGAGGGUAACCAGAAAGUCCCGGCUGAGGGCAAGGCCGGCCUAAAAUACGGAGUCAGCAUCACUGAUGCCUGCAUUAACUGGGAGGACACUGAGACGACAUUGGAGACUUUGGCCCAGGCCGUACGCGCCCGGAGAGAGAGACUCAAUGGUAGCGCUUAG